CAUCUCCUCGCUACAUCCGCGUCAACCUCCAUCGCCAUCACCGUCCCUCCAUCUCAGCCAUAUUAUCCGCGUCAUGGCCCACAUCGACAGCCUCACAAGGCUCGCCACCUCGGCCCUUGCCAUAAGAAUGGCCUAAUGGCUUGACCCAAAAGUGCUGGCUUUACGGCCGUGCAAGUCCCAUGCCCACCCCCGACAAAUCAGCAAUGAUCUGGCUCACCACCUGCAUCGCACUCUUGCUGGGCAUCACACUGUACUAUGCUUUCGCACGAAAGCCCAGAAUACAUCGUCACGGUCAUGCCUUGAGACAUGCGCCGGACUCCCUCCCGCUCCUUGGAAAUGCCAUUCAGUUCCUCAAACCGCGCCAUGUCCUCUUCGACUGGUUCGUCAAAUGCCAGCAGAUGUUUGGCCAGGAGACGUUCGAGAUUUCCGUUCCUUCGCUACCUCCCGGUGUGGUCAUCAACAGUCCUCAAGUCUUGGAGUAUGUACUCAAAAACGAGGCGGCCAUCACCAAGGGCGACUUCUUUAGAGAACGUUCUUGGGAUCUUUUUGGCUAUGGCAUCAUCAACGCAUCCGGCGAGCUGUGGCGCGCGCAACGGAAAGCCGGGUUGAAAUUCUUUAGUGGCACCAACCUCGAUAUCAUGAUCGAAGAGGUUCUACCGGAGAUCUAUCACGAGUCCACCAGGGAUGUCCUCUCUCAAGCUGCCCAGGAGCGAUCUGUGGUCGAUUUGCAGAAGAUCUUCCACGAUCUCACGACCACGGUGGUUGGACACAUGGCGUACGAUAUGGAAAUCGACGCCACCUCCCCCUUCAGCAAAGCCUUUGAUCACGCCUCCUCCCAAAUCGGUCUCCGCUUUCAAAACCCCCUCUAUCGCAUCACCGAGAUCUUCACAGGCUCUUCCUUCCGCGCGGCCCUCAUCGAGGUGAAGCGCUUUGGCCGCCAGAUUGUGUCCGAAGCGCGCAAGCGCCGUGCUCGGGAAGCGUUUGAGAGUCUCAUCACCAACACCCACGAGGAGGAGACCAAGCUCGAGCAGCAGCGAAGGCAACCCGACAACGACGACGAAUCCGGGUUGGGAUUUGGAACCUUGAUUGAUUCACUCAUCGAAUCGUUGGGAGAUCCGAAAAUCGUGGCCGAUGCAGCGCUCAAUUUCCUAUCCGCGGGUCGAGAUACCACGGCGCAGAGUUUCACCUGGACAUUCUACGCAUUGCUGAGACAUCCUGAGGUGUUGAAGCGGUUGAGGGAGGAAAUUGAUUCGAAAUUCGACAUGGCGCCUUCUUUACCAGCAGAUAUGAGUCCAGUAGACGGUGCUGCAGCCGCGGAUGUUGAAAGCGAGGGCGAGGAUAUCGAAAUCGACGUAUCGGCCCUCCAGCCAACAUCCCUCCCGUACACCACGGCCGUCUUUUAUGAAUCCCUUCGCCUGUACCCGCCCGUCCCCUUUGAAAUCAAGCAAACCACUCAACCAGUCACCCUGCCCGACGGCACCUCCUUGCCCGCAGGGGCAGUCGUCGUGUGGUGCAUCUGGGCCCUCAACCGCUCCUUGUCGACGUUCGGCGAAGACGCCCACUCCUUCCGCCCCGAGCGCUGGUUAGAACCCUCCACCUCCAAAGCGAGCCCUCCUCGCUCGGACGGGGAUGCCAACGACCCCACAGCCCCCCCGCCCGGCCUCAAGUUCACGGGCUCCAGGUACUCGGCGGGCGAGUUCCCCGUCUUCAACGGCGGCCCGCGCAGCUGCCUGGGCAAGAAGAUGGCCGAGCUGAUGGGCGCGUGGGUGCUGGUGCGCGUGCUGCGCGAGUGGGACUUCGAGGAGGUCAACGACGGCUUGAACAUGGACGGGUCCUCGGGCCGGCGCCGCAGCGCCAAUUCCCUCACGCUCCCCAUGCAGGGCGGCCUGCCUGUGCGGGUCACGAGGAGGACGGCGAGGAGGAGGAGGGUGUGAAGGUUGUUAUUGCGUACUUUGUACUGAGUACUCACUUGACCUUGAACCUGUUGAUCCUCUGCUAUGUAUAUUCUACCACAGUAGACUACACUGCAUUUGAAUUGCAUGAUCAGCGAUCACGAAUUGGGCUGGCGCUGGGAUGGUGGCUAUAGUUGGGUUCAAAAAGCAUUGAAGCGAGUUCAAUCGUUGAAAAAAGAGCUCGUUUCAUAGAGUCAAGAAGAAGAGCCGUGAAGAAAUCCGUCUCGAGGCAUUGUGCGUAAAGUACAACUAGAAGAAUCUAAGUGGCUUGUUGAGCAGAGCUCGACAUUUAUACGUUGGAAAAGACCGGGUUGUCUCAGAGGUUGUGUCGUCAAGUUGUAGGCAGGGGAGUCAGCCUCGCCUGCCACAGGGCACGGUGGAACGUCUUU
Molecule: messenger RNA, 2341 nt
Organism: Cladophialophora immunda
Lineage: Eukaryota; Fungi; Ascomycota; Eurotiomycetes; Chaetothyriales; Herpotrichiellaceae
Exons: 4
Coding region: 180-1934 (584 amino acids)
Molecular function (GO): iron ion binding; heme binding; oxidoreductase activity, acting on paired donors, with incorporation or reduction of molecular oxygen
Source: RefSeq, a predicted model, not a curated record